AAUUUUAAAUUUGUAAUUUUCAGUAGAUAAUCUAGAUAUAAUUUUUUUGUAGAUUAAAAUGGAUCAAUGUAAUAAAAUUGUGCCACCACAUCUGAAUGCCGAAGUGUACCGUACUGAUACGACUGGAACCAGUUCUUUUGCCUACUUAGAAUACAUACGCAUACACGCUGAUGGUACAGUAUUUAUAGGAUGUUCAGAAUUAACUGGCCGUUAUUGGACUGGGGCAGCUAGCCUAUUCAAAAAUGUUGGUGAAGCAAAAAAUGUAAAUGAAACAAAUAAAGAUUUGUGGCUUACAAGCGGUACUGCUGAUGGCUGUUUUAUGGAAAAUUCUGAUAAGGUCAUAAUAUGUGAAGACAAUGGUUCAAUGAGUAUUUUCUCCAAAAAGAAUCAAGAAGAUAAUGCAUGGUCAAUACGGGUAAAAGAAAUGUCAGUAGCAGAGCAUGAUGACUCUAUUAUGGCUAUAGACUGUUUGGAACCUGGCUUUGAAUAUGUGACAGUAGGGGCUGAUGGGAAUGCAAAGAUAUGGGAUGUGAAAGAGAUGACUUGUGUUAGAAAUUACAAGGCAGCACACAGUAAACAAAUAUAUGGAGUAUCAGUUCGGCCAAAAUCAACAACAACAUUUGCCACAGCAUCUAUGGAUGAAUAUAUGUCUUUGUGGGAUGAGAAUAUUGAUAAAGCUGUUUUAGAUAUAACAAAGAAUGACUGCAGUAUCCGAUGUUUGCAGUGGGUAGAUGAAAACAAAUUACUUUUCGGAGAUGAAGCAGGAAUGUUAUAUUCAGUAGAUAUUCGAUAUGUGGACUCCACACUGAAAUUGUUUGAAUUUCCAGCAGCUGUUCACAAAAUUUUCCUCAAUCCUGAGAAUGACAAAGUAGCAGUAUGCUGUGAUAAUACAACAUUGACAGUAUGCAAUAUACCAGUGGAUGACAAAGCUAAAAUAAUUUACCGCAACAACUCGCACACUAACUUAGUGAGAGGAGUUGCUUGGGAUAUAAAUGAGAGAAAACUUCAUUCAGUCGGAUGGGAUGGAACUGUUAAAUCACACAAUCUUCCAUCAGAUUAGUGUUUAAUACGGAAGUGUGGAAUAUUGUAAAUUAUCUUUAAAGUUACAAAUUUAUUUUUAUGAGAAAACAGCAUUAUAGAUGAGCCACAGUUACUGAUCGUCGCGCUUUUACUUUAUUUUUACAGUCUGUGGCUUUAAUUCGUCUUUUGGAUAAAUAAAAUAACCAUAGAGAGAACAUCGUACUAUAUAAAAGUUAUCGUUUUCAAAGAGGAAAUGUUUUAUAUCAUGCUCAAACAAAUUGUAUUCCGUUAAUAUUUCUCUUAAGAACUUUUAACUUCAUAAAAUAUAUUUUCUUUAAUAAGCUCAAUAUUUUGAAACAUUGAACAUUGGCCCGAAGGCUGUCCAAUAAAGUGAAAGUAAUAUAAUUUAACAAAUAACUUAAAUUCGCUUUGUUCCAAAAAUUAAAAUAAGGAUCUUAUUAUUUUUAAGCUAAUGAAUACCAAUAAAUUUUUAUGCAUAUAGAUUGCCAAGUUUAAUUUGGUCACAAAUUAAAUCAUUCAAAAUCCAUC
Messenger RNA from Bombyx mandarina (wild silkworm), 1569 nucleotides. Its product is annotated as methylosome protein WDR77. Gene Ontology annotation, molecular function: protein binding. Gene Ontology annotation, biological process: oocyte axis specification. Gene Ontology annotation, cellular component: methylosome. Lineage: Eukaryota; Metazoa; Arthropoda; Insecta; Lepidoptera; Bombycidae. The record is from RefSeq and is a predicted model, not a curated record.